UGCACGUGUCACCGGCGGCAUGUACAAGGAGUCGGGGUAUUGGGAUUCUCGCUAUGAGCGGGAGAGGGAGCUGCCUGCUGCCGGAGGACAUGAGUGGUUCGGCCUGUACCCGGACUUCGCUCCCCUAGUGAGGAGACAGCUGCGGCCCGGAUUGCGAGGACUGGUGCUGGGAUGUGGCACCAGUUCACUGAGCUCUUAUCUGUAUAAGGAAGGUGUGAGCCCCAUCAUCAGCAUUGAUUACUCUCCAAUUUGUAUAAAAGAAAUGACAGAGAGAAAUGCUGGCAUUCCUGAAAUGAGCUGGAUGGUAAUGGAUGCUCGAAAGCUUCAGUUUCCUGAUGGAAGCUUUGACCUGGUUAUUGAGAAAGGAACUUUGGAUUCAAUGAUGGUGGAUGAGAAGGACCCUUGGAACAUUACCCCAGCAACUGUUAGCUUAGUAGAUGAAGUGCUGAAUGAGGUUAGUCGGGUCCUCGCCCCCAGCGGAUGCUUCAUUUCAAUCACAUUCUCCCCUCCUCAUUUCCGUACCCGACACUAUGCACAGCCUAAAUAUGGCUGGUCUGUGUCAUGUGACACUUAUGGAAGGGACUUCCAUUAUUUUCUGUACACUAUGCUGAAAGGAGGAAAGUUGACACACCGUGAUAUUGAGAGAGGACAAAGUCUUCAUAAGCCACGUGUUAUCCCAGACGCAAUGCCAACAAUAUCAGAGUACGAAGAUGAGGACUUCCUAAGAGAGAUCCAACUAUGAAUAUAAAUGACAAUUUCAGAAAACUUUGGUGUUAAUCUGAACUAAUGUCAUUGUAUUGACAAAACAAAAGGAUGUAAGAAAUUGAACUGUUCACAUCCAGGUAGAUGAGGAAACAGAUAUUCAUCAAAGCGCCUUUGAAUCUGUU
Messenger RNA from Nanorana parkeri, 887 nucleotides. RefSeq names its product endothelin-converting enzyme 2-like. The transcript is spliced from 3 exons. The coding region runs from base 20 to 742 and encodes 240 amino acids. Lineage: Eukaryota; Metazoa; Chordata; Amphibia; Anura; Dicroglossidae. Gene Ontology annotation, molecular function: oxidoreductase activity; S-adenosylmethionine-dependent methyltransferase activity; zinc ion binding. The record is from RefSeq and is a predicted model, not a curated record.